Molecule: messenger RNA, 2250 nt
Organism: Colletotrichum truncatum
Lineage: Eukaryota; Fungi; Ascomycota; Sordariomycetes; Glomerellales; Glomerellaceae
Product: HSF-type DNA-binding protein
Biological process (GO): regulation of DNA-templated transcription
Molecular function (GO): DNA-binding transcription factor activity; sequence-specific DNA binding
Source: RefSeq, a predicted model, not a curated record
AUGCACAUAUCCAUGUCUUCGAACCCCCGAAAGCGAGCAGCCCCAGGAACAUCACCAAACAUGCCGAUGCCAGCUGUGCAACCAUCCUUCCCAAGCCCAACAGGCGACCAGUUUUUGCGAUGGGGAGGAGCAGACGGGAGCGCUCUCGUAGACGGGACCAACCCUCAGCCUGUAAACUCUUAUGGCAUUGUCCCUGGCCAACAACCACAGUUUGUACAGCCUACGCACAGCCCUAAUACCGCUCUUGCUCGGAGACAGAUGAACAGAGCACUUGUGCCUACCGCUGCGAGGCCAAACUAUGAUUCUACAACCGAUCCUUGGUCUUUCGUCGGUGAGGAUUCUUCACUCGUGCAACAACAACAGCAGCAGCAGCAGCAAGCAAACGGCAAUAUCACCGACACCGAUAACGUCGAGGUCUUGGAGGAGAUGGCUCGCAAAGCCAUGAGAGAGGCGCAGCAGAAGCGGAAGCAAAUUCCUCCUUUUGUCCAGAAACUAAGCAGCUUCUUGGAUGACGACAAGAACUCUGAUUUGAUUCGAUGGUCAGAGAAGGGCGAUUCAUUUAUCGUUCUUGAUGAGGACGAGUUCGCGAAGAAGCUGAUUCCAGAUCUGUUCAAGCAUAACAAUUACGCCUCAUUUGUUCGACAGCUCAACAUGUACGGGUUCCACAAGCGCGUCGGCUUAUCAGACAAUUCGAUGCGAGCGAGUGAGCGGAAAAACAAGAGCCCAAGCGAGUACUCAAACCCGUUCUUCCGGCGCGGUCACCCAAACUUGCUUUGGCUCAUCAACAAGCCGAAGAGCGGCAACAAGGGCAAAAAGGGCGCCAAGAAUGCCGAGGUUGAAGGUGAUAGCGAGGAGGAUGGUAUUGUCGAGGAUGGAAUCGCACAAGGCCUCGGUGCCAAUAGCAUUCCGUCGGGAAGGGCUCUUCCGUCGCCGACCGACAUGCCGCUACAAAAGAAGGAGAUGGCCCUUAUUCGCGAAGAGUUGGCAAAACUGCGUGAGCAGCAAAGGUUGAUCAUGACUGCCAUCCAAAGAAUUCAACAAGACAACUCGGCGCUGUACAAUCAGGCAGUUGUCUUCCAGAGCCAACACGACCGGCACCAAAAUUCCAUCAACGCAAUCCUGAACUUUCUGGCCAAUGUCUUUAGGAAGACUCUCGAGGACCAGGCAGGGGCUCAGAGCGUCAAUGACCUUCUCGCGAGUAUUAUCCCGAAUGGCAACAACAACAACAGUACCAACAACUCCGUGCCACAAGGAAGUGUCGUGGAUCUUGGAGAUUACAUCCAGUCGCAGUCGACGGAUGCAAACCACAUAAACCUUGCGAAGCGCAGGCAGGCGCUUCUGCCCCCCAUUCCAAACCAAGGACGCGCCAACACCGUUUCCCCUUCCCCGGCAUCCAGCACUGCUACACCUCAACCCUACGGCGGACGUGAGAUGGGCACGGUAACAGAGCUCUUCGACGCAUCUCCUGGAGACCAUGCAUCGCCCAACAACUACCUGGCUCAAGAGCUAGAAUCCAACCCCCACGAAAGCAUGAUGAAGAUCAUCCAAGACACCAAUGCCAACCACACAUCAAGCAUCGACCUUCCAGAGGUCGUCAACAAUACCCCUGUGACUAUGAGCAACGAUCAGCGCAAUAAAAUGCUCAACAUCAUGGCCGGCCGAACCUCGACACCCUCUGCUGCUCCACCCUCGGCUAAACCAUCCGUCUCAGCCUCGCCCAACCCACCUGCUCCUAGGGUCUCACCCACUCCUGACGCGCCUUCUGUACCUACCACGGCAGGUCUUUCACUGUCGCCAAUCAUGGGUUCUGCCGAGCCUCCGCCUUCUCUGCAACAAAUCAACUUCAACCAGGCAGACCUCGCCGCUCUUCAGCGUAUGCAGGAAGAGCAGGCCGCCAAGCUGGACCACCUCUCGAGCAUGUUGGGACCUUUAAGCCCCUCGGGCCGGAUCCCAGGUAUCGAUGAGAGCGGAGGUGUUACCCAGAGCAACGGCUAUUUCGGCAACGACAUUGAUCUCGACCAAUUCUUGAAUGCCGACGCUUUUCAAGGCGAAGAUGCAUACUCAGGAGUAAACUUUGGUGGUGAUGGAACUGAUUUCAACUUUACUUUGGACGGUACCAAUCCUAACGGCAGCGUGGGCGCCAAUCGCACACCGUCGAGUGAGAGCGGGACUGAGGAAAUCCCGCGUGAUGGCUUUGACGCAUACACUGGCAGCCCUGAUCGUGGUACCAAGCGCCGGCGAGUCGGCUAA